Aegilops tauschii subsp. strangulata is the source of this 3924-nucleotide messenger RNA. RefSeq lists its product as uncharacterized. Gene Ontology annotation, molecular function: ATP hydrolysis activity; ATP binding; protein binding. The record is from RefSeq and is a predicted model, not a curated record. Gene Ontology annotation, cellular component: mitochondrial outer membrane. NCBI's taxonomy places the organism in Eukaryota, Viridiplantae, Streptophyta, Magnoliopsida, Poales, Poaceae.
UUAUAUUGCCCCUUCGAUUUCCUUUCUGCCUUCUUUUUCUCUCCGCGACGCAACAACGCCAACGUUUUGGUUCCUUCCUUCCUUCCUUGCCUGCUUUCGUCUCCUCUCCUCUCCACGCCCGCCGAUCCCACAGGGAACGAUGGUCGACACCAGGCGGAGCGCCGCGGCCAAGCGCCCCUCGGACGACGACGACAAGGGCUCGCCGCCGCCGCCGUCCGACCAGGCGCCGGGGGCCGAGGCCCAGUCGUCGGGCGCCCGCAGGCCCGGCAAGCGCGCCAAGGCUACGGCGCCCGAGGAGGAUACCACCAAGACGGCCGCGCCGGCGACAGAUGCGGCCGAGGCGGCGGCUGAGGCGGCUAUCGCCACCGGUCCGCCGGUCGCACCGCCGGACACCACCGGCCUCCAGGCGCUCACCGGCGCCAUGGACAGGCUGGAGGCCUUCCUGAGGUCAGGGGAGGCGGCGUCGAAUUCGGACGGGCAUAAGCGUGGCGCCGCUGACAAAGAUUUAUCCGCAAUGUUGAAGACGGCCAAGGAUUUGUCUGCCAAGGCCACAUCCAACAAACGCCAGGGCGCACUGGGCAGCAGGCGCCAGGAGCCCUGGUGCAGGCUAAUCUCACAGUAUGCCACGGAUCCUUCCCUUCCUAUUCAUUCCUCCUAUUUUACUGUUGGUUAUGGAGCACAAUAUGAUUUGAGACUGGGCGAGUCAUCUACUAGCUCACUUGUUUGUAAACUGAAGCUUGCUACUAAGCGAGGUGCUCUACUUGAAAUACACGAGCCCAAAGUUGUUCGUGUAAAUGGCAAGGCUUUGGACAAGAAUGCUAAAGUUACCUUAAAUGGAGGGGAUGAAAUUGUCUUCAGUUCACCUUUGAGGCGUGCUUACAUAUUUCAGCAACACCAGCAGGAUAAAUCAAGCACUUCAGCGUUUUCCUCUACUUGCAGUAGUAUCCAUCAGGGGCAACAUUCACUUAUCAAAGAUAUUCAAGAUCAUCUGUCAUCUAAAGGACCCAAAUUACCAUCCUUUUACUUUGGUAAAAGCCGACCUCCAUUGACUCCAUUGACUCCAUUGAUGCCUAUUGGAUCAUCUGCGGAUCCAGAUAUAUUUGGUAGUUUCUGUAAAACAAGGGAGGACCAGUCUAACUCUGAAGAAAGUACACAGUCUGCCCGGUCUCAACUAUCAAAGGAGGAUCUAAAAAAUGCAACACAUGAUGCUAGUGACAUAUCUGAGUCAUUUGAUAAUUUUCCAUAUUAUCUAAGCGAGGAUACCAAAUGUGCUCUUCUGUCAUCAGCAUUUGUGCAUUUACAAUGCAAAGACUAUAUUGAGUUUACCAGACACAUUUCUUCUCUCGGUCAACGAGCAUUGCUAUCCGGUCCGGCAGGGACUGAGAUCUACCAACAAUAUCUGGUGAAGGCACUUGCAAAACAUUUCGGUGCAAGGUUGCUCACAGUCAAUUCUUCAAUGCUGUUCGGUGGGCAGACUUCCAAGGAAUUAGAGUCAUACAAAAAAGGUGAUAGAGUGAGGUACAUUGGUUCAUUACUGCCGACAAACGUUAUCCUUGACGGACAUAGUCCUCCAGAAUUUGGCUCGCUAGGUCAAAUAUGUCUUCCUUUCGAAGAAAAUAGAUCAUCAAAGGUUGGGGUAAGGUUUGAUGAACAAAUCCCAGGAGGUAUUGAUCUUGGAGGCAGUUGUGAAGUUGAUCAUGGCUUAUUUUGUUCAGUUGAUUCUUUAUGCCUCGACAGUCCAGGAUGGGAAAAUAGAUCCAAGCACCCAUUUGAUAUGAUCAUUCAGUUUAUCUCUGAAGAAAUACAGCAUGGUCCUAUGGUCCUAUUUCUGAAGGACACAGAAAAAAUAUGUGGGAAUAAUGAUUCCUAUUAUGGUCUGAAGAGCAAGCUUGAACAUUUCCCGGCAGGUGUCUUUAUUGUUGGUUCUCAUAUCCAGCCUGACAGUCGCAAAGAGAAGGCAAAUGCGGGGUCUCUUUUCCUUUCAAAGUUCCCUUAUAGCCAAGCAAUUCUUGACCUUGCAUUGCAGGACUUGGAUCGAGUACAUGAUAAAAGUAAGGAAAUGUCAAAGGGGAUGAGGCAUCUAACAAAGAUUUUCCCAAAUAAAGUGACGAUCCAACCACCACAAGAUGAAGUUGAGCUUUCACGGUGGAACCAGAUGUUAGAUCAAGAUAUCGAAAUUCUUAAAGCAAAUGAUAACACUUCAAAAAUACGCUCUUUUCUAACGCGGAUUGGCUUGGAAUGCUCUGAUCUUGAGGCAAUAUGUGUCAAGGAUCGCACCCUUACAAAUGAGUGUAUUGAUACAAUAGUUGGUUUUGCUUUGAGCCAUCAACUAAAGCACUUAACAGCUACAAACCCUGACCCUUCAAUUGAUUUGCAGUUUUUCCUAUCUAGUGAAAGUCUGAAGCAUGGAGUUGAUAUGUUGGAAAGUAUCCAGUCUGGCCCUAAGACCAGCAACAAAAGGAAGUCACUUAAGGACAUUGCUACGGAAAACGAAUUUGAAAAGAGGCUUCUUGCCGAUGUUAUACCUCCAGAUGAAAUAGGAGUUACAUUUGAGGACAUCGGAGCACUGGAAAGUGUCAAGGAAACUCUGAAGGAGUUAGUGAUGCUGCCCUUGCAAAGGCCUGAAUUGUUUUCCAAAGGACAACUUAUGAAGCCAUGUAAAGGAAUAUUACUUUUUGGUCCGCCUGGUACGGGGAAGACGAUGCUUGCGAAAUCUGUGGCAACAGAGGCUGGUGCUAAUUUCAUAAACAUAUCAAUGUCAAGUAUAUCCUCAAAGUGGUUUGGUGAAGGAGAGAAGUACGUGAAAGCUGUGUUUUCACUGGCAAGCAAAAUUGCUCCAAGUGUCAUUUUCGUAGAUGAGGUUGAUGGCAUGUUGGGUAGACGUGAGAACCCUGGAGAGCAUGAAGCCAUGCGCAAGAUGAAAAACGAGUUUAUGGUGAACUGGGAUGGGUUAAGAACAAAAGAUAAAGAACGCGUAUUAGUCCUUGCUGCGACUAAUAGGCCAUUUGACCUUGAUGAAGCUGUUAUUAGGAGGCUUCCAAGGAGGUUGAUGGUGAAUUUGCCUGAUGCAUCAAAUAGAAGAAAAAUUAUUAGCGUCAUACUAGCCAAAGAAGAUUUGGCAGAUGACCUUGAUCUUGAAGCCAUUGCUAAUUUGACGGAAGGAUACUCGGGCAGUGAUCUUAAGAAUCUUUGUGUGACUGCUGCUCAUCUUCCUAUUAGAGAGCUCCUUGAAAAGGAGAAAAAGGAGAGAGCUUUGGCAGAAGCAGAAAACAGACCAUUGCCCCAAUCGUGUUCUAGCAAUGAUGUCCGUGCCUUGAGAAUAAGUGAUUUCAAACAUGCACAUGAACAGGUUUGUGCAAGUGUAUCUUCUGAUUCAACGAAUAUGAAUGAGCUUGUUCAGUGGAAUGAUCUCUACGGAGAAGGUGGGUCGAGGAAAACGACAACGCUAAGCUACUUUAUGUAGCGAUGUUGAGAGCUUGUACAUACAUGAUAAACCUUAGCACAGAGCAAUGGCUGCGAUUGGAGGGGGGCUACAGUAAAAAGAAGUGUAGGCAUCUGCUGCUAGUCAUCAGAUCAAGAAGGGACCGUCAUAGUGAGAGCAACGGAGGGAUGCAAAUCUGGUUGAUGCCUUGUGGCAGGUCAACAACAGCACAGCUGACAUGGCCUGCUCCAGCGCAUCACCAUCCAAAGGAGAUAGAUUUGUAUUUGUAGCACCAUCAUGCUCGGGUCAGGGCCGGUUCAUGCCGGCCAUCGUUUUUCGUCGGUUAUUAUUGAGAAAAUCUUUGUUUAGAUUGCAAGUUGUAGAGCCUGUGCAAGUGUACAGUAUGAAUGAGCAUCAGGUCAGGUCAAUUAACUUGUUAUUGUGGUCAGUUCAGGGAAAUAUUCAUUUUAUUAACCAGAUUAAUUUAUUACUUGGUGUCGUAA